This is a messenger RNA of Aedes aegypti (yellow fever mosquito), 4046 nucleotides long. RefSeq lists its product as uncharacterized. The coding region runs from base 343 to 1779 and encodes 478 amino acids. The record is from RefSeq and is a predicted model, not a curated record. Gene Ontology annotation, molecular function: DNA binding. Gene Ontology annotation, cellular component: nucleus. The transcript has 3 exons. NCBI's taxonomy places the organism in Eukaryota, Metazoa, Arthropoda, Insecta, Diptera, Culicidae.
CGCAUAUCAAAAGCUUAGGGUAACUCGGUUUAAUACGCCCCAGCCGGACAAUACGCCCCCUUUCGAUUUCCUGCAAACCACACUGAAUUCGAGGUAUAAAAUGAUUGGGAACCCUAGCUUAUUAUGUGACCACCCUACUAUGUAAGUUUGACAGCUGUAGCGUACAGCAAAACAAAAACAAAACAAAAAGUGUAAAAAACCUUGUCGGGAUGUAAUUUUUGGAGCAUUCGAUUUAAGCUUUUACAGAGUAAUAAGUCAACGUGAAACAUAGAACAGUGUUCGAUCACCAACUAAAGUACGUUUUUCACCUGUGCAAACUUCUGGUACUGCGAAAAAAUAAAGAUGCCGCGAAAAGUUACCGGAAAAUGCAGCGGAAGAUGCCGGAAACCCGAGAGGCGCUUGUGGACAGCUGACAAACUAUCACAGGCCAUUAAGUCGGUAAAGCACGGCAUGUCGCGGAACCAGGCAGCGAGAAUUUAUGGCAUUCCAAAACGUACCCUUCGUCGGUAUUUGGAAAGACAAUUGGAAGCAAUUGGAAAUCCGGAACAGGUAAAGUUAAACCCUCUGGGAAGCUUCAAACCCGUUUUCAUGCAGGAGCAGGAGCAGCAGCUUGUGGACUACGCCAUCGAUAUGGGCGAAUGUUUCUACGGACUGAACGCCAGAGAAAUGCGCAGCCUGGCAUUCCAGAUGGCGCAAAAAAAUGGAAUCCCGCACCCGUUUGACACGAAGCUCCAGGUAGCUGGUCCAGAUUGGCUGAAAGGCUUUCUUCAGCGACAACCGAGCCUCACAUUGCGAGCGCCGGAAAACACCUCGCUAGCGCGGGCAAGAGGUUUCAAUCGGGAAAGUGUCGGGAAGUUUUUCGAUCUUUUGGAACGGAUCACCGACGAGCACGAUUAUCCACCGAGCAGAAUCUGGAAUCUCGACGAAACUGGUGUCAGUACGGUUCAGUCGCGGAACUCGAAGGUGUUGGCGAGGAAGGGACAACAUCAAGUUGGAAAAAUGGCUUCGGCAGAACGCGGUGUCAAUACGACAGUAACGUUUGCCAUGUCAGCGGCAGGACAGUUCAUGCCACCAUUUUUCACUUUCCAGCGGCUGCGAAUGAACGAUGGACUGAAGACUGGUGCACCCCCAGAAUCGGCGUUCACAUGUAACGCUACUGGGUGGAGCACUUUCGAAACAUUUGGGCAAACAUUCGACCACUUUUUAAAGUUUGCUCGUCCGACAGUUGAGGACCCAGUACUUCUUAUUUUGGAUGGUCACGCGAGCCACACGAAGAAUUUAGAAGUGCUGGAGAAAGCCAAGCUAAACCAUGUCCGAAUAAUAUCCAUUCCACCGCACACAUCACACAAAACGCAACCUCUCGACGUGUCAUUCAUGGGUCCGCUAAAAACCUAUUAUGGGAAAGCGUUGAACAGCCGCAUGAAACGGAUGAAUGGAAACCCGAUCACGGCUUAUCACGUUGCAGGUUUGGUAAACGAAGCCUUUACUGCAGCAGCUACACUAAGUGUAGCUCAGAAUGGUUUCCGUAAAACCGGGAUCUCCCCAUACAACCGUCAUGUUUUCCAAGAAGGUGACUACGCUCCGGCGGAUUUCUUGGCUCAAUCAGUGAACCAAAAUACCUCGGAAUGCUCAGUUAACAACAAAUUAACUUGUGAAACAGUUGAAGAUUCAUCAGGUGGUCCACAACAGUCAACAGGUAAGUUUAUGAUAUCAUACAGUAUCGGACAUAUAAAAUGCACCAAAGCCGUUUUCCUGUAUGAAAUGGUCAACUGCAGAUAGCAAUAUCUUUGUCGUUUCACAACCGAUUCUUUUCAUUUUUAUAUGUCGGGUUUUUACAAAUAAAAAUGCACCAAGACAAAAAGUAUUCUAUCUAGAAGAAACUAUGCGUUGAAUGAAUUUGGUGCCUUUAGCACAAAAGUUCAUUAAGUGAUAAUGAACAAAUGGGCUGAAGACAUGUUGAUAAUUCGACGCAAGGUUUUUCUGCUGGAUCAUUUUUUGUCUUGAUGUACUUUGUUUUGUCAAAACUCAAGCUAUCUGUGACAUUUGAAUCAAAAGUUUUAUCACAUCUUUUAUGACAGUGAUCGAAAAUUGACCAUUUUGUAUGCAAAUACGACUUUGGUGCAUUUUAUAUGUCCGAUACUGUACUUGGGUUCAGCUAUUCAUCAAUUCCUAAACCCUUCUGUUCGUUUAUUCAUAACUUACCACAACAGAAUGUAUCUUUGCUUGUGAUUCAGGUAGCCCAGAAGAUUUUAUCACUGUCCCUGAUGUAAUUACAAUGGAGGCCAACUCAACUUUUUACUUCUUUGAUGAGAACGGAACCCUUACAUCACUUAUUGUACAGGAAAACGAUCAGGAUUACAGUUUCCUUGCAAAUCUUGAGGAUACUCUGGACGAAAACCAAUGUUCUGACAAUCUGGUUCAAACAUCGAUGACGGCCAAUGAAAGCCUAGUUAAGGAUGAACUACAAUCUACCAUCAACCCACCGACUGCUGCGCCAAAGAAAACCUACCAGGAAAUCUCCGAGGACUUCAACGAAAACGAAGAAAACGUUCCACCAUCUAAAACCGUUACACCGUCGGCCUCGAAGCGCUGUCGAUGGGAUCAUGGGUUCCCGAAGCUGCAAGACAAAUCAACUACUUUCAAAAUUCCUCCACGGAUGACCGAUCUUCACCCUGCCACCGGAAUACCAGAAAAGAGGAAACGCAAGACAACUAAUAGGACGCAGGAGUGUGCUGAACUGACGUCGUCUCCGCACCGGAAACAGGUGAAGCAAGCUCAGGCACUCAAGGACAUAAAAAACAUCAAGAAGAAACCCGGUCGCAAACGCAAAUCGAAGGGAGACAGUAAGCAGGAAGAUGCUCUCUGUCCGACUUGUGGCUCGUCAUUUAGUUCUUCUUUGAACGGAGCUGGAUGGAAACGAUGUAUUAAAUGCACCGAGUGGUUUCAUGCCGAGUGUCAGUGUUCAAUUGCUGAUUCUCUGACUUGCUAUAUCUGCAUCUAAAGGUCUGUUUUGUCGAGUGGUCAAUUGAGUCCCAGCUGUUGUUGAACUGAGCAAGUAGAAUAUAUGCUGUGAUAGAGGCAACUACUUGUUUUCAGUGAGGGUGAAAUAAAUCCCAUUUUCUACUCAACUCGACUUCUAAAAAUUGCCAAUAAUGUUUUGUUGUUUUUUCGCGUUUUUUUUUUUGUUUUUAUUUUGAAUUCCGUAUUGAACUGAAUUGAAAAAGAAAAAGUUGUGUUUAAAACAAUAUUGUUUGAUUGUCCGUAUGGAUAAAUUUAAAAAAAUAUCUUCGAAAAUGAAUAUAAAUUGUUAUAAAACUAUUUAUUCAAUGCGUUUCAUUCAUUUCUUCAUGCUUCCGAGCACAUUCUUCACAACUUUGUGUUGUAUGUCAGUGGAUAGUAAUACUAGGGCAUAUAACCCAUGUGUUGUGGGGCAUACUAUCCAUUUGUUAUGGGGCGUACUAUCCAUUUGUUGUGGGGCAUAUUAUACUGCAGUAGGGGCAUAUUGUCCUACCUCUUUUCGUAUUUCAAGAUUUGAAGCAUGGUAAAAAAGAUAAUAUUUCUCAAUAAUUUCGUAGUUUUUGAGAACCAAUUGUCCACUUCUAACUUUCGUGUUGAUUUAUUGAUCAAUUCAAAAGGAAAUCGCAUUGUAUCUAAUGUUUAACAAAAAGAUAUUUCCAUUUUUUCUUAAGGGGGGGCGUAUUACACCCAGUUACCCUACAUAAAUAACUUGCAAAGAAUCUCAUCACAAAUUAACAAGUUUCAACCGGCAUUCAACCAAUCCAAAUUUGUGGCAAUGUAUUUUGAGAAAAAACAAAAAGUUAGCGGCUGAGAUUGAAAAUGUUGCAACUAAAACUGAGAGAAAUUUGAUUAAGUCCCGAAAGUAAGCAAUGCGGCCAAAAAUGCACUGUGAAAAUUAUAUUUCAGAAAUGCACUGAAAUGUAUAAACUAAUAUACUUUGUAAUGCUUAAAAACUAAAAAUAUUGAGAAUGCAAUAAAAACCACGCUAACUAGCAUUUUCGAUUUUCUCCGUGUACAUCAUAUUUAAA